This is a messenger RNA of Eucalyptus grandis, 1037 nucleotides long. RefSeq names its product transmembrane protein 87B. Gene Ontology annotation, cellular component: membrane; Golgi apparatus. The record is from RefSeq and is a predicted model, not a curated record. The coding region runs from base 357 to 1037 and encodes 226 amino acids. Lineage: Eukaryota; Viridiplantae; Streptophyta; Magnoliopsida; Myrtales; Myrtaceae. The transcript is spliced from 2 exons. Gene Ontology annotation, biological process: transport.
GUCAAUCUCUGUUUGAAGGUUUUCCCUAUGAUUAUUGAUAUUGAUUCGAUUUCUUUAUCUUGAUUCCCCAACUUAGGUUUGACGAUGUCACCUUCAUAAGGACAAAGGAGUCAGCUGAUGCACAAAAUGAAAUGCAAGAGAAUAGUGGCUCGGUGGAGGCUAUCAUACUUGAUAUAAAAGAUCGGAAAAGGAUUGGAGGUGCUUAUUUGAAAUCUGAUAUGAUAUGUUGCACUCCGCAGUUGGCUGAAGAGAAAGCCUGCAAAUUAGGUCAAGUUAUUAUUUAGAGAAACCCAGAUAACCUCGAAUGGCCUAGACGCAUAACAACUUCCUUUGCUGGGAGAAAUCAAGAAGCAAAGAUGGAGAGUGUGACGGUCGAGAUCGAUAAGACAGGGAUGUACUACUUGUAUUUUAUGUUUUGUGAUCCAUAUCUCAAAGGUACCAUAAUUAAAGGGAGGACAGUAUGGAGAAAUCCAAGUGGUUAUUUGCCUGGAAAAAUGGCUCCUUUGAUGGUAGUGUUUGGUUUAAUGUCAUUGGCUUACCUUGUAUUUGGACUUAUAUGGUUUUUGAAGUUUGUUAAACACUGGAAGGAUGUCGUACAGUUGCAUUACCACAUAACUGCAGUUAUUGCUCUUGGAAUGUUUGAAUCGGCUCUCUGGUACUCUGAAAAUUCCAACUUAAACUCCACUGGAAGAAGACCGAUGGGCAUCACGAUGUGGGCUGUCACUUUUAGUGCAGUAAAGAAAGCACUCUCGAGACUUCUCUUAUUGGUAGUGUCAAUGGGUUAUGGAAUGGUGAGACCUACCCUUGGGGGCAUAACCUCAAGAGUGCUUCUUUUUGGUGGAGCAUAUCUAGUUGCAUCCGAGUCGUAUGAACUCGUUGAACAUCUUGGGAAUAUCAAUGACUUGUCUGGAAAGACAGCAUUGUUUCUGGUCUUGCCCGUUACAUUGCUGGAUGCUUGCUUUAUAUUAUGGAUCUUUUCAUCAUUAUCCAAAACUCUGGAGCAACUUCAGGUACUCAUGCUCUGUUUACUUUGGUAG